This is a messenger RNA of Aspergillus terreus NIH2624, 1701 nucleotides long. RefSeq names its product fungal specific transcription factor domain-containing protein. Gene Ontology annotation, molecular function: zinc ion binding; DNA binding. Lineage: Eukaryota; Fungi; Ascomycota; Eurotiomycetes; Eurotiales; Aspergillaceae. The transcript is spliced from 2 exons. The record is from RefSeq and is a predicted model, not a curated record. Gene Ontology annotation, biological process: DNA-templated transcription. Bases 1 to 1701 code for a protein of 566 amino acids.
AUGCCACAGGGCCGAGACAUGAGCAAUGAUAGUGAUUCUUCAGGUGAUGACGUCUGGGAGGUCAGCGUCAAGCAUGCAUGGGAUCGACUAUUUAUACAUGACGAGGGCUUCCUAUUAGGGUCACGAAAGUGCUCGGUCGACCUGACAACAUUACAUCCUGAGCCAGUGCGGAUUCUCCGACUCUGGCAGAUCUACCUUGAUCGCGUCAAUCCGUUGCUCAAAGUCACCCAUACCCCGGGGCUUCAAGGGCGAAUCAUCGACGCGGCCAGUAAGGUCGCACAUAUUGAUGCAACGACUGAGGCUCUUAUGUUUAGUAUUUAUAGCAUAUCAAUCCAGAGCCUGACUACCAGUGACUGCCAGGAUAUUUUCUCUACGCCAAAGGAGGACCUGUUGAGGGCGUAUCAAUUCGGAUGCGAACAAGCUCUACUGAACUCCGGGGUUUCACGAACCACCAACCGAGAAUGCCUAACGGCACUGUUCCUCUAUCUACUAUCUUUCGGGCACUUCGUUGAUCCCCGGUCUCUAUCCUCCAUGUUCGGCAUGGCAAUUCGCAUCGCGCAGCGUAUGGGCAUCGAUAGCGAGACGGCGAAUGCAAAAUGCUCCAUAUUGGAAGCUGAGAUGCGUCGAAGGCUCUGGUGGUCGCUUGUGCUUUUCGAUUCUCGCAUUACUGAGCUGGGCGGUAUAAAAUCAUCAACAUUGGCUCCCACCUGGGACUGCAAGCUCCCGCUCAACGCAAAUGACUCUGACCUCUGGGCCGAGAUGAAAAGGCCGCCCGACAUCCACUCAAAAGUGGCUGAGUGCCUGUUUGCAGUGAUUCGGUGUGAGUUAGGCGAGUACGUCCGGCAUGCGGAGUUUUAUCUUGACUUCACCAUGCCAGCAUUGAAGGCGCUUGCGAAAGAGUUUCAACAUGGCAUGGAAGGAUUGGAUGCCCUGGAAAGAUUGCUGAACGAGCGCUAUCUCCAGUUCUGUGACAUGGGGAAUCCGCUCCACCUUAUGACCUUCUGUGUCACGCGUAUAACUCUCGCUAGAUACAGACUCAUGGAACACUACUCUAGACGAGCUCAGUCAUCCGCGGAACAGACGGACGCCGCGGCCGAUCGUGCGCUCUCUUAUGCGAUCUGCAUGCUGAACGCAGAGACGGAUAUCAUGACGUCCCCCCUGACCAAAGGUUUUCUGUGGUUCACACAGUUCUAUUUCCCAAUGCUCGCCUACAUGCACAUUAUGCAGGAUUUGAAGCGACGGCCUGUCGGCGAGAAAGCAGAGCAAGCAUGGGAUGUCAUGGCGGACAGCUUUGAUGCACGAUUUGAGUUACUACCCAGCGGGAAUCCUCUGUUUGAUAUACUUGUCAAGGUCGUCACCCCGGCUUGGGAGGCACGUCAGAGGGCAUGCCGGGAGACCGGUCAAUCAUUGCCAAUACCUCGAAUUAUAUCACGCUUCCAGUCCGAAAUGGCGCUUCCGAAUUCCAUUGCAGACGAGGGUACCAUGAGCCAUACCGCGACUUCGACGGCCAAGAAUGAGAGAACAUUUUGGGCAUCAAUGUCGACUAGCUCCUUUCCCACAGGCGAGAUUAAUGGUACUACCGCCACUCCUGGGUUAAGCGGCAGUUUAGACAUAUCAGAACUGUCUACGUUUGACUUUGAUGGAAGUGAAUUCAAUCCUAGUGCCAUGGAUAUUUAUUGGGGGAACAACUACCCCUGGUGA